Molecule: messenger RNA, 6097 nt
Organism: Xiphophorus couchianus (Monterrey platyfish)
Lineage: Eukaryota; Metazoa; Chordata; Actinopteri; Cyprinodontiformes; Poeciliidae
Product: gamma-aminobutyric acid receptor subunit gamma-3-like
Exons: 10
Coding region: 356-1831 (491 amino acids)
Biological process (GO): gamma-aminobutyric acid signaling pathway; chloride transport; monoatomic ion transmembrane transport
Cellular component (GO): membrane
Molecular function (GO): extracellular ligand-gated monoatomic ion channel activity; GABA-A receptor activity
Source: RefSeq, a predicted model, not a curated record
CGCGCAGGAGGGGGGUACAUUAAUCAAGCUCAUGACGUCUCCUUCAGUUUUCAUCUGGAUAGUGACACCCAGGUAGUGCGCGCGGAGUAUAUGAGUCACGCAUUCGCUGAUAAAGGUCCUCCGGCGGCAGACAGCGUCACCCCUCCAACCGGUGUGUUGCCCCCACAGGUGCUACAGCGGGUAGGGAGGAGGGAGUUGGCCCCUUCCUCCUCUUAUUUCCACCUCAUCCCGCCGGACUCAUCACCCGUCCUGAUUGAUCGUCGGGUGUCUUCCCGGAGGAAGCCCUCCUGCGAGGAGGACAGCGCGCGGGGGCACAGACUACGUGGGCGAAUGAGGGAGUUCGGAUGCGGGAUUGAUGGGCAAACACCUCCUGCACGCGGCAGCAGCGGCAGCAGCAGCAGCAGCAGCGGCGCGCGCCGGGGUCCCCGUCCAGCAGUUCCCGCAAGCAGAGCUGCCUUCCGCCCGUGGGAAAAUGACAGUCAGGCUCGCGGUCACCUUUUUCACACUUCUUCUGCUCACCCGGGAUGCUCGUUCUGACUUACUGGAAUAUGGCGACGACGAGGAGGACCUCCACGACACCACCGUCAACCAGAUGCUGGUGCCCAGGUCUCACCAGGAGGACGCCACGCUCAUCCUCAACAACCUGCUGAGGGAGUACGACAAGACCCUGCGGCCCGACAUUGGUGAGAAACCGACCGUCAUUGACGUGGGUAUCUACGUCAACAGCAUCGGACCUGUGUCGUCCAUCGACAUGGAGUACCAGAUCGAUAUCAUCUUUGCCCAGACUUGGGUGGACACCCGUCUGCGGUAUAACAGCAGCAGCAUGCGGAUUCUGACCCUCAAUAGCAAUAUGGUCGGCCUGAUCUGGCUGCCCGACACCAUCUUCAGGAAUUCCAAGAACGCCGACUCGCACUGGAUUACGACGCCCAAUCAGCUGCUCCGCAUCUGGAACAAUGGAAAGAUACUUUACACACUGAGGAUGACCAUCAACGCAGAAUGCCAGCUGCAGCUUCAUAAUUUCCCAAUGGACGAACACUCCUGUCCUCUCGAGUUCUCCAGCUAUGGCUACCCGCGGGAUGAGAUUGUGUACAAGUGGAAGCGAAACUCAGUGGAGACGUCAGACCAGAAAUACUGGAGGCUUUACCAGUUUGACUUCAUGGGGCUCCGAAACACGACGGACGUGCUUAGGACCACGGCAGGUGACUAUGUGCUGAUGACGGUUUACUUUGACCUGAGCAGACGGAUGGGCUACUUCACUAUCCAGACCUACAUCCCCUGUAUUCUCACCGUGGUUCUCUCCUGGGUUUCAUUCUGGAUCAAAAGCGACGCCACGCCGGCCAGGACCACGCUAGGCAUCACUACAGUGCUGACCAUGACCACCCUGAGCACAGUGGCCAGAAACUCCCUACCCAGAGUGUCCUAUGUGACGGCCAUGGACCUGUUCGUCACCGUCUGCUUCCUGUUCGUCUUUGCCGCCAUGAUUGAGUACGCAAUGCUCAAUUAUUACUCCUACAGUAUACGCAGACCGCCUCCCAAGAUGCAGCGAAUGGCCUACUCAUCCUUCAACAUGGGUCGCACACCUCGAGCCAUGAUGCCAAUGGGCAACUCUUUGUUCUGGCACGACUAUGAUGACAACUGCCUGUACGAGUGCCUGGACGGAAAAGACUGCAAGAGCUUCUUCUGCUGCUUUGAAGAGUGUAAAGAAGGCGGCUGGAGGAAAGGACGGAUCCACCUCAACAUCCGGGAGCUGGAUUCCUACUCCAGGGUGUUUUUCCCCACCUCCUUCUUGCUUUUUAACAUAGUCUACUGGGUCAGCUACCUCUACCUCUAGUCUGAUCGGGCGGCCAUCUUUGGACCCUGCUGGAACAGCUCUCAUCGUUUCCCACCGCGACUGAAGACGUGAGGUCUCAACCAAGUAGUGGAGGAAAUUAGCUGGAUCUGCAUUAUGGGAAGUUUUUACAGACACACUUCUUCAAGGAUGAUAUUUUGAUGGCCAGGAUUUUUAAAAAUGGCUUUACUUCUCUGUCAGGAUGGAAAGACCGAUGUUAUAACUCUGAGGAAACCAAACUGUGACUUGAGAGAAGUUCGGGGACAGGGUUGCAAAGCUGAUCUUGGACAUCGAGAUAGCCAAGCACCCAUAGUGCCUUCUCUGGAAAGGGUGCGGCAACACAGUAUGCGGCUUCAGAGUUCCCUCCAUUUUUCUUUGUCACCUCAUAAGUCACAAGGCCGCAUGCUGAGCUGUCCAUCUACUGAUGAAACCAACCUGGAUCACAGUUUUUCACAAAUGGACAUGUCCAAAGUUAUUGCUUUUAUUUUGUAGCAGCUUAGUUUUAUUUCUAUGCUAGAAUUAGUUCUUUUCCUAUGGUAACAUCUCUCUUUUCUUAUAAAGCUGGACAUGAGUUUACAGCAACACCAACACAUCAGUUAGCUGUUUAAUACGAGUCGGCAGCCUGUUGUUACUGAUGUUUUACGACCACGGGACGCAGUUUACAACAUUCUUACACAACAAAUGUAUACCAACCAAACUAAACUUACAAAUCCCAGCCAGGGGCAUUUUAUGUAUGUUUAAAUACACAAAUAAGCUUAGCUAUAGGAGCGCUUUCAUUCAGAGCAGAUAUUUAGUUACUCUAUUAAAUAUGCUUAUUUAGAUUUUUUACUGUCAUUUUUAAUUUCCCAGUCUCUUUGUAAAUGAAAAGUUUGAUAUUUUGGGAGAUUUUUGUUUGUCAGUUGUUUUUCAGCUGUGUUCAGGAGUAUGGAUAACUUUAUAAAAGCUCAACUUCUACAUUUCCAUAUGUUGUGUUAUGGAUCUAGCUCUACUCCUGAAAGGAAUCUUCAUUUCAACACUUACACACUCCAGAAAUUCACAAAUAAGAUAAAUUACUAGAUUAGGAAAAUCUUUCAUCUACAAAAGACAAUCAGAGAAUCUGGUAAUUUAUUAUAAUAUUCCUCACAUAACCUUUUGCUUCUUCUGGUAAUUUGAUUGCCUAUUUACAGUGACACAUUAUGAGUAUCAAUGGUAAAGGUAUUUUUUUCUGUGCGAUGGUUGUGAACUUCAAUGUCUAGAACGAAGGUGAAGCUAAUAUUUUUUGCCACGUUUUAUGGGAACUGUGUGCCAAGUGAACUGUGAUUAAACUUGAACUUUUAAAGAAAAGUAUUAGACUACUUACUACCAUUGGACCAAGGUUUAGACAUUAGGUUUAGUAACUAGCUCUGACUGAGCCUGAAACCUUUUAGCUGAAUCUUACCAUGGGGAUUAACAUUUAAAGAAGCUUUACCAAAGCUAACCAAACAGCUAACUUCACACAAAUGGUCAGAACGCUGUGAAGUAAAAUUGGAAUAAAUUUAGUAGUCUUUAGCAAGAGGUGAGGUGAACUUUGAGUAAGGAAUUCAUAUUUUGAAACCUAUUUGAUUUACUAAAAAGUCUGUGCCUAGAAAAAGUGUCUGCCGCAUCGCUGAUUUCUUCAGUUUAUGCUUUUUAUACUAUUGUUUUAGAUUUGGCUAAAUAAAUAUCUAAAUAGAACCUAUUUUGCAACAUUAAGUUGGGCAGCUGAUCUGAAAAAGCCACCCAUUAUUCUCCUACCUAAAGAUAUGAAAGAACAGAGAAGAUAAUUGACAUUUAUUUGUUUAGAAAGGGUUAAAAAACUAUUUAGAUGACUUAAUAUCUUGUAGAACCCAGUAUAAAGUCUAAAGCCCUGCAGGCUUUUCUUGCCUCAGGUAAAAUCAGCAUCUAUGAUCUAAUAAUAUGAGAGAAUCUGAAGGAAAUUGAGUUUUAAGGUCAAACUACUACAACAAUAAAAAACACAACCUACCCUUAAACAUGUUAGUUCUUACUGGCCAAACAUUUUUGGUUUGAAAAUGGUUCCAUUAUGAAGGAGUUGAAAGACAAUGGCUAGCAACAAGAAUUAGAUUUUAAUUUCCUAAAAUAAAUACAACACGUCAGCUUUUUUCAUGGGUUCACUGAGAUAGUAGAAGGUUCUGGUAAUAAAUGCUUUCUGAUGGUGUUGCUUGCUUCCCUGCAACUUCCUCAGCCAGAAACAACACAUAAAUAGCUUUGUGUAAUGGUUGCAUGCACUGGAUGCAUUUCUCAAGUAAAUAAAAUUAGCAAGGAAGAAAGAAGCAAAUUUAUGACAACCAAAUCUGAUUCCUGGUGCUGAAAAUAGAAGCUCGUAGUGAAAAUCUGGAUAUUUACUGUAGACAAUAUAAAAAUCCUGUUCUGUGUAUGUACCAAUGUAUAAAGUAAGCAACAUUUAACAACAGUGUACCUGUUGACGCCUCUUUCCACCAGGAUCAAACAAAAGCUCCAUUCUUCAAGAUAAAAUUCGGUUACUGCACUUGUAUUUCCAUCAAGGAUCUUAUUCCGAAAAACAUCCAACAACUGUCUUAUAAAAAUGACCAAAAUCUCAGAAAAGUUUUCAAACUCCUUGUUGAAUCUGUGCCACAAAUGAUUAACCAAUUCAAUCCAUACUAGUAGGGUGUAUCUAAUAAAGUGGCCAGUGAGUGUAGGUGUCUAAUAUUGCCCAUGUGUGACACAAGAAACCCCAAGAGCCCUUGGAGUCCCUCAGAGGCAGCAGUGGCUUUGACAAAUGUCACUCUUAGACGCCGCAAGAAUGAGAAUGACUUUUUGUAGCUUAACCUUUGCCACCGAAAUAUUACACUGGUUUUCUUCUCUAAACCUCGGCAGCAACACAGAUCUCCCCGACAAAAUGUCAAACUAUUUAUUUAAAAAGCCCAUAAGCUGCCAUCGCGCCUGCAAACGGUGGAAACUGGCUUUGAAGGAUGCUAAUAGUCGUCAUCCCAACACAAAUGCAAACAUGAGAGACCCUGUGCUGCUCAUGAGCUAGCCAAGUUCACCAAUUUGAAAUGAUUAGCUCCUAUAUGAUGCUCCACGUUCACAUGGUGCACAGGGCAGAGCUGGAAAUGGAUGAUACAGGAUGUUUGCUGAUGGCUCUUGAUGGAGUCUCUCCGUUCCCUCCUCAAACAAAUAAAACCCGGCGCCAUAUGUUUGUGUACGGACCCAAACGUUCAGGCAAACAAGCGGACGGUGCCAGUGAGAUCUGGAACCCCUUUAUAGUUUUGUUGACUGUUCUAUGGCGUUUCUUGCGGGUUUUUUUGGCUUCAUAGAAUAAUCGGCUCCUCUUUUCUGUCCUCCUCCCCGCACCAACACACUUUCACCGGUAUUCGAAGCUUUUCUGUGAAACAUAUAUAAUUAAUGUUUCUAUUUUCAUACAGUUAUGGAAUGUAUGUUAGGUCAGUAGCAAGGCUGGAGUCGGUCUGGUUACAGUUCAGUCAGUUCGUGCCGCGUAAAUUAGUUUAUUUUUAGUGGGGCUUACAUAUUCAUAAAGCCUCCAUACCCAUUUGUGUCCUGUCCAGAGACUUGUAAUGGAAAAUAAACCCGCUUUGAGAGUUGCUAGAUGAACAGCAGAGGGGCUGUUACACUGUGGGCCAUUACUAUUAUGCUGAUUUACAGAUUAACUCAUGAGACAGUGGCAUUUCAUUAGUAUUCAGCAUAUUCAUCUCCUUAGAACUGACUGAACUAACCAGAGCUUGGCCAACACCGCAGUAAACCCUCCUCACCUCUGGUAUUUCUACUACACUUUAUAAGUGUCUUAGUCUGUUGAGAUACUUCAAUAAAACAAAAGAAAUCACUAUUUUCUACGUCUCAAUGAACAACACCUUGUCUGUAUCAAGCGACAGGAACCUGUGUUUGUAAAAGCUCUGUGGAGUCUGAGCGCUAAUCCAAGAUCAGCCCUAGUCAGCUUAAUGAAGUGGCUCCAGCGGCCGCCUUUUCCACCAGACCUCGUCGCCCCCAUUAAGGUCUGCUUGUGUCAGAGCUGCAGAGUCGGUCCCAUGGAAGUGGCAGAAAAUCACGUAUUACUGGGGGGGGUUUUCCCCCUUCCACAAAGCAAUUUGCUCGUGAUCGUCAGGGAGACCACGGGAGGGCGGGGCAGGGAGCACAGCGCCAAUGAGCCACACUGGUCUUGGAUCAGCCCUCCCAGAGGAAGCUUUUAUGAAAAUAGGAUCUUGGGUGAAAUUAAGCAUCUUUUCUAUUGUGUAGUAUCUUGCUUAUAUAAAUAAAUAAUGUUUUGGUCAAGUGUGA